This is a messenger RNA of Hansenula ciferrii, 1386 nucleotides long. It is a transcript of the gene KTR4, whose product is annotated as putative mannosyltransferase. Bases 1 to 1386 code for a protein of 461 amino acids. Gene Ontology annotation, biological process: protein N-linked glycosylation; protein O-linked glycosylation; cell wall mannoprotein biosynthetic process. NCBI's taxonomy places the organism in Eukaryota, Fungi, Ascomycota, Saccharomycetes, Phaffomycetales, Wickerhamomycetaceae. The record is from RefSeq and is a predicted model, not a curated record. The transcript has a single exon. Gene Ontology annotation, molecular function: alpha-1,2-mannosyltransferase activity. Gene Ontology annotation, cellular component: Golgi apparatus; membrane.
AUGUUAAAAUUGACUAAAAGAUUUCAAAAACUGAUCUUUCUCGUGACUUUUGUUUUAAUUAUAGGGACGAUUUCUUAUAAUUAUAAUGUUCACAAAAGUAUUGAUAUUGAAUUAGCUGUUGAUAAGUUGAAGAAUUCAUCUAGAUACCAAGAUAUAAGGCAUUUUUAUCAAGAAAUUUUGAAUAAUUAUAAAUCUGGGACCUCAUCACAACCCUAUAACUCACAAAUUGUCACUAAUGAAGAUGGUACAAUCAAUAUAGAUCAAAGUUUAAAAUCAUUACCCAAAUCAAAAAUUAAUCCAAAGGAGAUUCUAAGGCAGAAUGUUGAAUUAUUUGAUCAAGUUAUGCAACAACCAAUAACUGAGCCAACUGGAUUACCAAUCUCGAGAAUCAAUGAUCCAGACUAUGUGAAAGUGAAUGCAGCUUUUGUUUCAUUAGUUAGAAAUUCAGAAUUAAGAGGUAUACAAAGUACAAUUAAACAAAUUGAAUCAACCUUUAAUAAGAAGUAUAACUAUCCAUAUGUUUUUUUGAAUGAUAAACCAUUUAGUGAUCGUUUCAAGAAAGGUAUAGCUCAAGUUACUAAAUCUGAAGUAUUUUAUGAAUUGGUCCCACCUGAGGUUUGGGAUAAACCAGAUUUCAUAGAUCCUGAAAAGGAAGAAGAAGGCAUCAAAUAUUUGGAGGAGAAAGGUGUUGGUUAUUCUAAAAAGAUUUCAUAUCAUAACAUGUGUCGUUAUUAUUCAAUGGGAUUUUAUAAUCAUCCAAGAAUGAAGCAAUUCAAAUAUUAUUGGAGAUUGGAACCAAAAACUAAUUAUUUUUGUGAUAUUGACUAUGAUGUUUUCAAGUUUAUGCAAGAUAACAAAAAAGUUUAUGGAUAUGUCUUAAAUUUAUAUGAUUCACCAGAUUCAGUUAGGUCUUUAUGGCCUGUGACAAAAGAAUUCUUGAAAAAAAACCCACAAUACUUAAACAAAAAUGCAGCAUUAGGUUGGUUAAAGGAAAAUCAAUUGAAUCCAGAACAAACUAAAAUUGCAAAUGGUUAUUCAACUUGUCAUUUCUGGUCAAAUUUUGAAAUUGGUGAUAUGGAUUUCUAUAGAAGUGAAGCAUAUACAAAAUGGAUGGAACAUCUUGAAGCAAACGGUGGAUUUUACUAUGAAAGAUGGGGUGAUGCACCGGUUCAUUCAAUGGGACUUGCAUUAUUUGCAGAUAAAGAACAAAUCCAUUGGUUUAGAGAUAUUGGAUAUGAACAUAUGCCUUACGCUAAUUGCCCAAUGAGUGAAAAAUGUGUUGGAUGCAAAAAAGGCCAAUUUAGUAGAUUUAAGAAUUUGAAUAAUCAAAAUUGUCAACCUGCAUGGUUACUAGAGAUGAGUGAUGAAUGGUUAAAUGUUUAUUAG